AUGACCCUAGCCUCGAUUCCGUUGAAAGUUUCGUGGCAAAAAUAAACUGAGUAAAUCGGAAUACCCAUCAGGCACCGGGAGAAUGAAGGCUCUUAUUUUAGUUGGAGGCUAUGGGACACGUCUUAGACCUCUGACCCUGAGCAGACCCAAACCACUUGUAGAGUUUGGUAAUAAACCCAUGCUACUACACCAAGUUGAAGCUUUAGCGAAGGUCGGUGUAAAAGAAAUUGUACUUGCAGUUAGUUACAGAGCGGAAAUGCUGGAAAAGGAAAUGAAAGAACAGGAAGACAGACUCAAUAUCAGAAUCACAAUGUCCCAUGAAAAGGAACCACUUGGGACAGCAGGACCCCUUGCCCUAGCAAAGGAAAUUCUCACUGCUGAUUCCGAGCCAUUCUUUGUGUUGAACAGUGAUAUCAGUUGUGAUUUCCCAUUCCAAGAUAUGGUUGAUUUCCACAAGAAUCAUGGGAAAGAGGGAACUAUUGUGGUCACACGUGUCGAGGAGCCCUCCAAAUAUGGUGUUGUAGUAUACAGUCCAGAAACUGGGAGAAUCAACAGUUUUGUAGAGAAACCGCAAGAGUUUGUCUCAAAUAAAAUCAAUGCAGGGAUGUACAUUUUCAGUCCAUCAAUUCUGAACAGAAUAGAGUUGACACCCACAUCAAUAGAGAAGGAGGUCUUCCCAUAUAUGGCUAGUGAUGGAGAAUUAUAUGCAAUGGAGUUACAAGGUUUCUGGAUGGAUGUAGGACAACCCAAAGACUUCCUCACCGGGAUGUGCAUGUACUUAAAUUUCCUACGUCAGAAAUCACCAGAUAAAUUGCAUUCUGGGAAAGACAUUGUAGGAAAUGUAUUAGUGGACCCCAGUGCUAAGAUAGGCAACAAUUGUCGUAUCGGACCCAAUGUUACGAUUGGUCCAGAUGUUACCAUUGAGGAUGGUGUGUGUAUUAAGAGGUGCACAAUACUUAAGGGGGCUACUAUUAAAUCUCAUUCCUGGUUGGAAUCCUGUAUUAUAGGCUGGACAUCAACUGUGGGCCAGUGGGCUCGUAUGGAGAAUGUGACAGUAUUGGGAGAAGAUGUGAUAGUUAAAGAUGAACUUUAUAUUAAUGGAGGUCGUAUUUUGCCUCACAAGUCUAUAGGAGCAUCAGUACCUGAGCCUCAGAUUAUCAUGUGAUAACCCCCUUUUUGUGAUAGACUAGUCCAUCCUAUAACAGCAAUCUGUGAGAUUUUCAAAUGGAAGAGUAUAUUACAGGGGUGUGAGCAUUCUUCCAGAUUUAUGGGUAUUUUGAUGAAAAGGGAAACAAAAAGCACCCUUUUAUCAUUGGGAAAAUUUUGUGAAGAACCUGUUACCUUUAAAUGGACUAGGUGCUAGGACAACACUAAGCAGAAAUUAUCAUAAGAACAAACAUAACAUUUCAGCUGAUAUAUCGUGAACUUCUACAUUCCUCAAUAAAAAUAUCUAAUAAGUGUUAAGUAUGGAGGUAAAUAAGGCUGAGUAAUGCUAUAUGCAUGUAGUAAUAUUAAUUAAAAUGGUUGUUAUUUUGUAUGUUUUGCUCAUGUCAUCAUAAUUUAAUCCUCUUACUUGGUCAUAUAAGGAAAUGAGUAUUUCUGUUUGAUGAUUAUGAACGAAAAAAAACAGUACCCAUUUUCUUGUAUAAAUUAUGGGAUGUCAACUUUAUGGAAUGUGUUUAAUAUACAAAGAAUAUAUAUACACUGUAUAUGAACGUUAAUG
This is a messenger RNA of Owenia fusiformis, 1723 nucleotides long. The record is from the annotation of a GenBank genome assembly. NCBI's taxonomy places the organism in Eukaryota, Metazoa, Annelida, Polychaeta, Sabellida, Oweniidae.